Molecule: messenger RNA, 836 nt
Organism: Drosophila erecta
Lineage: Eukaryota; Metazoa; Arthropoda; Insecta; Diptera; Drosophilidae
Exons: 1
Coding region: 45-737 (230 amino acids)
Source: RefSeq, a predicted model, not a curated record
CGGUCUAUGCCUUUGCCAUCAAAGUCAAAAAAUGUGUUGUUUGUAUGGUCUUUGGUACACAGCACAAGUUCAUAUAUCGCAAUAAGCAGUUAACAUCCAAAUUUCAAAGUAAAGUGAUGCAGCGCAUAGCUUCAGUGAAGUCAAGGAAUCUAGGUGCAUCUAUUUCCGCAUUGCACGCGGAAAAGCCCCACAAUGUGGCCAAGACUACUCCAGCUGCUUCUAAUCUACCAUAUCAUAAGGUUUCCGAGAAGACGACGGAGACGUCGGAAUCGAAACCGAAGGGCCCUCAAAAUCGAAAUGCAGGACUGACGAGUGUUGGGCCACAAGUGGUGAGAAAGGCCAAUGUGGGUCUUACUCCCAAGCCAGGUGCCUCGCUGGGCUCCGGAGCCAGCAGGAGCCCUGCCUCCAGUAGGAGCCACCACUUCUGCAUUCCCGUACGGAGCUGUUAUACUGUGACCAGCCGCGCUCGCCGCUCCUACGACCACGGGGUCUUCCUGUACCACCUGUCCCAGUUGGAGCAGACGGGAUUCGCCAAAAGUGCGGCGGAUCCCAUGAAGUCUGUGCCGGCAGCGGAGCUUCAACUGCUGCACAGUGGACAGCGGACCACCUACCUGGAGAGGCGGUACGCACGCAGCCCGGACGACAAGUACAACUAUCCGGAGGCCACCAGCUGGCGAUACGGCUGGUUCCACCGGGAGUCCGAUCUCCUGCACAAGCGAGUGCCCCGGCGGGAUUAGAACCCCAUGAAUUCAAUGAAAUUCUUCUCUUCAUCAGGGAGUGAAAAAUAUUUGGCUUAGAAUGCUUAGCUCUUGCUUUUAAAUAAAAUGUAUAUAAAU